AUGUAUUUCUAUUUCCAUGGGAAAUAUUUUCAUGCCAUGUACCUAAGCGCAAACCAUUCUUAUUUUUUUCAUAUUCGAUUAUGUAAUCUAUCUAUCUAUCUAUCUAUCUAUCUAUCUAUCUAUACAAGCAUGUCAAUAAAUAAUGAUCUAUAUAUCUAUCUAUCUAUCUAUCUAUCUCAUUUCUCUCUCUUUCUAUUUAUAUCAAUCUCUCUGUUUCUCUUAAUUUAUUCAUAUCUAUCUAUCUAUCUAUCUCAGUACAUCAGUAGGUUUCUAUCUAUCUAUCUAUCUAUCUAUCUAUCUAUCUUACGAUCACAUCGUGCGACGGCGAGGACCGGCAGCCAGCCAGCUUCGGCUGCUACCACUUCUCGCGCAACCGGGACCACCGUGCGCGGCUGCCAGCUCGCCCGCAGGCCUGCCGUCUCGCCCGCGCGUCAGGCAGAUCGAUUUGACUUUGAUUUUCUUCAACGUUCGCUCGAAAUUCGGCAGACUAUCAUCGACGGGUUUGUCUGUAUCAUCUUGUUUGGCAUAUCUAUUCCUUCCUUCCUCCCUUCAUAUCUAUCUAUCUAUCUAUCUAUCUAUCUAUCUAUCUAUCUAUCUAUCUAUCUAUCUAUCUAUGUCUGUCCAUUUUCCAUCUAUCUAUCUAUCUAUCUGUUGGGGCGCACCCACCUUCUAACUAGAAAUGGACUGUUUGUUUGGCAUAUCUAUUCCUUCCUUCCUCCCUUCAUAUCUAUCUAUCUAUCUAUCUAUCUAUCUAUCUAUCUAUCUAUCUAUCUAUCUAUGUCUGUCCAUUUUCCAUCUAUCUAUCUAUCUAUCUUAUUUUCCUCUACAACUGUGUUUGUCUUGAUUCAUACACCGACACGCGAGAAACUCACAACAUCUCAACACUAUCUAUCUAUUCGUUCCUUCAUUCCUAUCUAUCUAUCUAUCUAUCUAUCUAUCUAUCUAUCUAUCUAUCUAUCUAUCUAUCUAUGUGUUAACUCCCGAACGAUUCUAUUCGACUUGCUUGCGGAUACGAAACAAUCUAUCUAUCUAUCUAUCUAUCUAUCUAUCUAUCUAUCUAUCUAUCUAUCUAUCAUUGUCUGUCCAUUUUCUUUCUAUCUAUCUAUCUAUCUAUCUAUCUAUCUAUCUAUCUAUCUAUCUAUCUAUCUAUCACACACCAUGCACUGUGCUUUGUUCGACCCACUUCCCAAAAUCUGA
Messenger RNA from Acanthosepion pharaonis, 1197 nucleotides. NCBI's taxonomy places the organism in Eukaryota, Metazoa, Mollusca, Cephalopoda, Sepiida, Sepiidae. The record is from the annotation of a GenBank genome assembly.